CAUACAUCACCAUACAUGAAGUGCCUACCAAACAAAAUGGCCGACGUGUGAAGUACAGUUUCUCCUGCGAUCGUCUUGUGGAAGUAAACCGAAAAAGGUUACUCAGAAACGAAAUGUGAGCCGUAAUGUCUUGUUCCGUGCCGGUGUUUGCUUGUAUUCAAGAUGUGGACAGAGUUAUUUCGAUAUUAAAUGACGCUCCAACAACUGGAGAAGAGGACGUUAAAGAAAGUACCGGUGAGUCAACUUUCCACGAAUGACUCUAUAUUUCUAAUAGGCUACAAGAUUAAAGUCAUUCUGAAGUCUCCUUUAUGGCCCUAUGAAACUAAAAUACAGCAAUAAAUUAUUAAAAUAAGGGGAAUGGGCCUUUUUUACAGUUGUGUGCUCAGUGCCCUGGCCUUUGAAUAGAAGCGAGGCUGGCAAUGACCUUGUUUGUUUAUACAAACUUUGUUGUUUUUCAUGAGUAAAUGAUCAUGUUCACGGGGGAAUACCACGAUUUGCACAUGAAAAACAAGAAGGUUUAGAACAAAACAAGGUCACUGCCAGCAUCACUUCUAUUCAAAGGCCAGGGCACCAAGCACACAACUGUAAAAUGGCCUAUUGCACCUGCAAAAUGUUAGUCUGUGUCAGCAUUUCUCACCCUCCGGGGGGAUGGGGUACUUCCUUAUAAGAGGCUAAUAAGGGAUGUGCCGCUGGAUGGGGUCGCAUUUUCACGACUGGAUUGACUAUAAUGGGGAGCAUUUUCAAUGGAGCUACUAGAAGGGGGUCGCACAUUCGCGGGGUCGUGGUUUUUGGGGUAUGAAGUUCUUCACUGAUUUUACAGUUAGCAAAUGUACCAGAAUGUUUGUACUGUAGGUGAAAAGUAAAGUGUUCCGUAUUCAUUCAAUUUAAAAAAUGGGUCAAUUCAUUUUAGGAUGACCUAUUUAAAGGAUUGAUAAGGUAGAUACAUAAAAUUAAUAGAAGGUAACUCAGUUGGGAUCACAAAAAUUACAUUUUCCUAAAAGUGACUAAGGUGGGGUCUAUAGUUGACCUCAGGAUGAACUAUAAUGGGACAUGGGCUCUAAGAGGCCAGGAGCACAUGCCUAGCAAAAAUUAAUCCAGGUGUUUACUGGAAAUCAUGUCUGACCACAGUUAAGAUUUCAUCAGACGUGAGCUAUAUUAGUCAGACCUCUUUGUCCAAUGACUAACUACACUGUUAUUGGGCUAUAACAUUUAAUAUUUUCCCCCCCUCUGUUGAGAACUUACAGUACCUUUUCUUCUUGGUCCUUGAAGAUUAAAUAAAAUUGCAUUCACCCCUGAAGACUUUCAUCAAAUAUGGGUUUACCCCUUAAAGAGAAUGGGUGUGCCCCGGAAGAAUUUUAAGAAAAUUAAAUUAAAGCUCCAUCCCGAAAGAAUUCCAUAUAUUUUUUUACUCUACCCCUAGAGAAAAAAUUAAAAAAUCCUCAAUGUGUAUAAAUUCCAUUUUUCCUCAACUGGCGGGGGGUGAUGGGGGUGGGUGGGUUUUACAGGUGUUUAAUUCAAUAGCCUUUGCAGCUCUGCAAUACAUGAUUUUUCAUUUCAGCGGGAUGGGAAGUUGACUGUGAAGAGUGGGGCUGGACGGUAAGAACAAGUUAAUAAUAGUUAUGUAUAUUAGUACGGUAUUGUUUUACCGACACAAUAAUCACUUUGCAGGAUUCAAAAGUUGGAAGCAUUGUACACUGAAUUAAAUGUUAGAUAAAAUAAAAUCCGUAUUUCUAAUUCAUGUUAGAGGUCAGUCCUCUGUAUAGAUGCUUUUUCCCAAUAAUCAAUAUCAUAAUACCAGUGUAGUCAAUUGAACCAGAUCAAACUCAAUCAAACCCUGUCGGUCGAUUGUUGUUUGAUUGGUUUGGUAAUCAAGCAUAUUCAAAUCAAACUGGACCUUUUUGGUGAGUUUGAUUUAUCAAACUUGUGAGCUCAAUUGCCUAACUCAAACAAGCCAAUCAAACCAAAUUGACCUGAUUUUUUCUAUUUUGUUUGGCAGGAAGACUUGUACAUGUACGAAUGUGAGAAACACGUUUCAAUUAACUAAAAGCUUUGUUUUUAAAUUAAUUCAAAAUCGAUAAAUUCACAAUUAAUACUUGUUACCAACCAUUCGAUUAACCACUAGGUAUAAUUUUUCUUUGUUAUCUGCCCCAUGCACAGAUUUUGAAAAGUGUCAAAUCCCCCAAGAGCUAGGUACUGCCUUUUAAAAGUUAUGGCAGUGAUUGUUGUAUUGCCCAGGGUCAUUUUGCAGGGCUGGAAAAAAGUCCCAUAAUAAGGUAGUCAGGGACAAGCAGAUUUUCUUGCUGGGCAAGUAAUUUUUAAAGCUCACCUGCCCAAUGUAAAAGGGUCCAAGCAAGUCAUCUCUUAAGUAAAUGAUUAACUUAGGUAAGCAGGAAGUUGCCCUGGGCAAGCAAAAUAAAAUAUGAGAGCUGCUUGCCCAAAGGAUAAGCAAAAAAUUCAUUUUUUAUCAAAGCCCUGGCUUAUGGCUUACAAUUUUUGGAUUGUUACUGCUGAGGGUGCUUUAAUCGGGCCUAGAGCAGGGCUAAAAUAAAUGUGGGGUGGAGGGAAUGGAGUGAAUAGACCAACUUUAAGCUUCCUCCUCCUGGCCACCUGUCAAAAAAAAAAAUAGGUAAUUUUUAUUAACAAAUAAUUGAUCAUGGUGCCUAGAGAUUCAAAGAGAUACUAAUACUGUCAUAUAAUGACAAAAUUGAAAAGAAUACCUUAUCUCAAGUGGGGUUAGAGAGGCUAAUUUUUAAUUAAUUGAAGCAAAAAAAUACCUAUCCAGCGGCCUUUUAUACAUAAGUUGUAUGUAUUAAUAAUUAUGGCUCUUCAUCUGUAUAUAAGCUGUUCUCAUCAUUGUAAUUGAUUACUUUUGAUCAUCAUGUUAGCCACCCUGUUAGGCUAAAAAAUUAUUGAUAACUGAUCAAAUGAAGUCAAGUUGAUAUUAGGGUUAUUGUAUUUAUUCAUGGGUUGAUUUGUGUGCUCAAAGGAAGCUAUUGAAAGUGAACAAGCAGGAACUCCAGCUUCAUGGCUUCAAGAAUGUUGUAUCUCCUUGUCACCAUCAAAUGACACCUUAGCUAUUGCAAAAAAUGAUAAAGCUGUUUUUCUUGCAAGUAAGUUACAAGUAUGCCAAAACUAGUAAUACAAAUAGAAAUAUUAUUACUACUACUACUGCUACUGCCACUGCUACGACUAUGGCUUUCAGCUACUUCUAUGGCUAUGGCUACUGCUACUUAUUAUAUUACUAUUAUUAGUAUUUAUUAUGUAGGCAGUUUCGAACGGGAUGUCAGGUCCAACCAGGUGGCAAAUCGUGACCAACCUCUGUUUUUUCCAAAAAAAAGUAAUAUAAAAAUUAAUUAUUGAUUGAUUAGAAAUGUAAAAUUAAUAUUACUAUGUGCAUUAGUCAUUUUACAUGUAAAAUUUGUUAGCUAAUAAUAGGUAAUUACAUUAAAUUUAAUUUAUAAACAGACUAAAAGUCAUCAGUUUCCUAUACUGAUCAUUGGCCAUUAUCUAAAAAAAAUAUAAAUAAUAAUCGUAAUAAUCACAUUAAAAAAAGAAAACACAUUGUUCUUCACUUAUGGUCCUAGCAUAAAAAGAAUUUUAAAUGAUCCUGCAAUGUUGAAUCUGCUAGUUAGAAAGUGUUCUACAGCUUCUUGCAUUCUUCUCAACAUGUGUUUGCCUCUCCCUUUUAAUACCCUACUACACUUAGUUAUCUCGUAUUGUCUCUAAGCCCUUUUGAAUAUCCACCCAGGAUUUCAAUUACAAUAAUUAUUAACCAGUGAGUGCUUUAUUUCAAAACCUGGAUACUGUCGCUUGAGCUUCAUGCACAGUGGGGCAUAUUAAUUUUUAAGGUCUUUUCUCCAGGCUUCCUUCUGCUGAUGAUUAUCUAUCCAGGGGCAGCUCAUCUCCAAAAGCGUUAUCCUUCUCCUUGCUCUGUCGACAGUUCUUGUACCCACUCUGUUGGCUCCGACUUCUGUCUGGUCAGCAUAUACGGGAACAUCCCAAAAAACUGUCAUGUGAUUGUUUUCAAACAUUGGUUUGGGUUGUGUGGCGCCAGUAAAGAGAGAGUCGGUCGAUCGAUGACACGGUUCAGGUAAAGCAACUGCUACUUUAAUGCUACUGAAGACACAACAGCGAAAUACAGAACAAACUCUAGAGCGAGACACGAGAGCGACUAGGGCGCGUGUCCUUAUCUACAGUACCGCUGACCGGUACUGGCGUGGCCUCUUUUUCCUUUCUUUACUCUUACAAAUGUGGGAUGAGCCCAAUGGUUAUAGAAAAAUCUAGGUACAUGUAAACGGCUAACAUGAAUAACAAUAAAACUUUAACAGUCCUCAGUUUCACGAGGACCACUGGCUAAUUAAUCCAUAUCAAAGUCCUCAAAACGUGCGGGUCGGCGUCGCUCACGUGUGGAUCGGCGAGGAGGGGGGGGGGCAUCUGAUUCGCUGUCACUAGCAUAGGGGUCUCUGGGUUCAUCAGGGUGGGUCACGGUCACGGUAUCGUGAGACUCAUCGUGGCUGGUAGGGAAGUCAUCAAGGUGGGGGAUUUCCUGGGUAGAAGGUGUCGAGAUCGCGCACGGAAUGUUUGGCGGGGGCGGUGGUUCUGGCUGUGUUUGUGGAGUUUCGUCAGAUGAUGAGUCUGCGUCCCUAUUGGGAGCAGGUGGUCUGUGGUUCACGACUUCGGAUGGGACUCGAUAGCACUCAGACAUCUUCACUCGGUAAGACGUGCUGCGGAGUUGGGAGCCAAUGAAUUUCUUGACGUUGCAGAACGAGCCGGUUAUUUCUACGACAAGGUAGCGAUCGCGGGCUCUGGUCUUGUUCCGAUCGGCAUAGAGGUAGACUAAAUCACCUACAGCAACGCGGUCAGUGGGGGUGCUCUUUGAGAUAGGUGUCUUGGACUUCUCACUGUGGGGUGGUUAGACAACCGUUGUGUAUGUUGUCGAGGAUGAUGUCCUGGUCUUGUAGGGGAUCUGCUGGUUUGUGAACUGAUCACGUUGGGUCCACAUCUCUCUUGCGGAAAGACCACGUGAGCCGGGCGCGUUUAGAUUGGCUGUGACCACGGCGAGUUGCACGUGGUUUACUGGACCGCCCUAGUGGAUCAUGGCGGAGUAGUUCGCUUUCUACCUCCUGUACUGCCCGCUCUGCAAUAGGGUUCUUGUUUCUGUUUUUGGCGUCGCCGAUCUCAAGGGUGAUCCUGUGGUGUUUCAGUAGUUGAUCAUCCCUGAGUGCUUUGAAUCCUGGGGCUGGGUCGGCAUUAUGACGGCUGUUGGUCCAUCUAGUGGACGUAGUUGGACACAAAGGCGGAUAAGGCGUCGCGCAGAGUGUUGUGACGGCCGCGUCUUCCAGCAGGGUUGUGGCUGUAAACGAUGUCACGCACUCACGUGGUACAAGCACAAGUUGUCUUGAGCGUCUGAUGACAUCUGCGGCAAAUGAUCGCCAACUGCGUCGGGGGGGGCAGGACGACUGCUCCACGCGCAUUUUCGGAGUUUGGCGUAGAGAGGCACAGAUGUGGCAAGCUUGGGUCACGCGGUCGAUGGCCUUGUGUAUGUCUAAGGCAUAUAGGUACCGGUUGGUUACAGCUUGGAGUUGAUGGCUCGAUGGAUGGGUGAGCUGUAUGUGUAGGGCUGUCAGCAGUCCAUCAAGCACUUGUCGAGGGACAAUGAUGCACUCGCGGCUAGGUACAAGGGGUUCAUCACGCCGGACAACGAGCAAGCCAUCGUUUGCAAUGGUAGCAACGUUCAGGUAUCUUUUAACAUCUUUUAUGUUGGUAAGUUUCUUCGAAGGGCGUGUCCCUUGUUGUAAGUGGGCGCGAGUACGCCGCAGAUCGGCACAUUCGGCCUGAAUGGCUAACCAGGCAGUGCGGCUGGUGAAGGGUAGGCGCUCAUCACCACGCAGUAUAUCCUGUACCGAUGUGUUUCUGACAACGGAGUCUUGGGUGAGUUUUGUGAAGGCGCAGAUCUGGCAGGCUUCGUCUUCGCAAGGGGGUGCGUUGCGGCUGGCGAAAUCAGAGGGUAGGAUCGCAGAUCCGGAUACAUGUCUGACGGACGCUUGAUACCGACUCACAGUUGAUAGAAAGGUGGAGACGCGAGGGCUAGCGGAAAACUCCCCGCGACAGAGUUUUUCAAAUGCCUGUACGCACGGUUUGCUGUCGGUUAGGAUGUAGGCCUUGUGAAGGGAUUGGAUUAGGUACGGGCUGAAGUGCUUGGUGGCAACGGCAAUAGCUAGGGCCUCCACCUCACACGGUAACCAUGUCGGUUGUGAGCCCGAAGCUUUGUGCUAAAGAACCCUGCCAAAUGAAGUUUGUUGUCACGGGUGGCGUAAAGCGUGGCUCCUAUUCCAGGCUUACGGACCGCCCGUCGGUCACAAUCCACAACUGGUCACUUGGUUUGGGUAGCGAAAUGGUGCGAGCAGUGGAGAGGGCUUCUGGGCAUGGAGGAACGGUUCGGAGGUCGUCUGACCAUUGUAUGUGUUCUUUAGAUUCGCGGCCAGCUACGGUGUCAUCAAGUUGUGCAAGGAGUGACGAGCACCCGGAAUUACGCAGGGAGAGCACCUUGUAUGCUCCUAUGAAUGAUCGCAUGCGCCAACGGUUUCAGGUUCAGGACACGAGGCGAGGGUGGCGAUGCGGUGAGGGCUUGCUCUUAAAGUGCCAGCGUUCCAAAUCCAUCCCAGUAUUGUUGUGGACCGAGGAUUGAUGAUCGUCUUCGAUGCGGAGAGGCGGAGGUCACACUUGUGGAGGGCUGCUAGAACCUUCCUCCAGUUUCGUAGGAGUUCUUGUGGCGUGUUUCCCCCACAGUAUAGAUCGUCUGCGAUUUUGGCGACGACGCCUUCUUCUAAAAAAGGUGACCAAGGACGCGACACAUAAGUUCUUCCAGUGCCGUUUGAGCCGGGUAUGCCCAUGGCCGACCGUGUGUAUACGCCGCACUCCCGGAAUGGGGUAGCUACCCCACAGUACUUCAUGGAGGCACGCGAGGGGAUUUGGUAAAAGCGCUGGUCAAGUCCGAUGCGAUGAUGUGUUUCCACUGGGCGAUAUGGCGCAACGUGGAGUCCACAUCUGGCAUGAGUGAAGGUUGUGGCUUGCUGUGGCGGCCGACAUCAGCGAAUGCAGUAACUAGGGGGGAGCCACCAUUGGGUUUCUUGACGAAAUGAUGGGUUCAGGUACUCGACCGUGAUGUUUUAUGUCUUGGGCGACUGAAGACACCCAAAGCUUCAAGUUCGUCAAAUUUCUGCUGGAGCUCCACUAGCUGGUGACGGGCAUACUGUGGUAGACGGCCUUUCCGCUGGGGGGUUCUACAGGUCCCAUGUUGACUCUUGCUUCGAACGGACCUUCCGCACCGUUGUAGCCCUUGAUGUUUGGGUCGAACACGUGGUCAUACUCGUCCAACAGCGAAGUGAACUUUGCUCUUAUAUCCCGGGAAGUAAGUUGUCUGGGUCAAGGCGCAUACGGUUGUGAGUGUUUUGUACCUGGGAUAGGUACUGUUGGUUUGGGAGGUGGCUUGGCUGUUGGGGUGAGUUGUCGCCGAGGGGUUCUGGUGUGAAGGUGGCGCUGCACCUGGCAGAAGUGCUCAUUUCGCUUGAGGAAGUGUGGCUCGGAUGAGAGAUUGGGAAUACGUAUCUUUCCUGCCACGCUAGAGACUAUGCGUGGGGUGGGCCACAGUUGGGAAGCUGACAACUGCCUAACGCUGGGGCAUCUGUUCGAGGCUCUAAGGCGUAUUCGAGUCAGUGGGGACGCCGUGUGGUAGGUCGACUUCAACAAACUCUCCGGGCCAGACGGUCAUUGACGUGGGGGAGAGCGGAGUACUAUUGCACGACGCGGCGGGGUUUACUGUAGCUGGGUGUGGGGACCCGUGAACUGGACGAUGGAACCGUUGUGGAGGAUCACUUGGCGCUUAGCUGGGCGCUACUGCAAUAUCGUUGGUUUCCAUAAAGGGGUGCCUGCCAGUAUGUCCACGCCGAGGUUCUCAACGACGAGUCCUUUCAAGGUGAAAUCUCGGCCUUCGCGGCUUAAUAAGAAGCGUGUCUCACCGACGACCUGAAGGGGGGAUGAGCCGUCUGCUUGGUGGACGGACUGGGAGCUAGAUGUCAUGUGGCAGCCAAGGCGUUGGGCGACAGUGUGGCGGAUCAUGUUUCCAGUAGCCCCACUAUCGAUGGUGAUUAAAUGCGGGGUAGUGGGAGUAGAACAUGUCUAGGUAACGGUGACUGGCGGGUCUGUAUGCGGAAGACCUUAGGGCCUGGGCCAGGCCUAGCGUCGUCGGUGUCGCUUUCUGGGUCGGUCAUGUCGGGUGUGGUCUCAGGUUCAUGGGAGCAUCAAAGAUGUCGGCGAUCUGUCUGGCCUUCGCGAUGUAUUUGCGGUCUUGGUCUGGAAGGAAAUUGCAUUCGCUCAAGAAAUGGUUGUCGGGCGACCUGCCUGUUUGCAAAGGGGACAGGACUUAGUGGGGCGGCUGGGUGGGUGUAGUCGCCUUUCACGGGGUUUUGACGCCGAGAGGUCUGUGGUAGUUAGUGACAGCGGUGCGCAUGAUCUUGGCAUCAUCAGCGGUGCGUAUUUCGUCGAGCAGGGAAGUAAGGGCCUGAGAUAUCUCUGGCUUUAUGGAGGCCAGAGUCCGUGAUCGUAGCUCAGUUCCAUACCGCUGUUUCACUAACUUAGGUAGCUCGGGGUGGAUCAGUUUAAGCCAGGUGAGAACGAUGAAAUUCUCCAGGGUGGGGGUGAGUUCCUCAUCUUCUGUGGUAACCUCACCAUGGUGUGACAGGCUAUUUGCACGGAGUAGAGUGUCCUCCACGAAGGCCAUCAGUCUCUGAAAGAGAUCCUCUGGGCGUUCAUCUGCUUCCAAAUGUAAGCCAGCGAAAUCUAGAAAGUGGGCGCCUGUGACUUGGAAGCCAAAAUGUGCACGAAUCAUGUUCCAAACAGAGUGAAUCGAAGUCGAGUUCUUCACGAGAGAGGUCCUGGAUAUCACUGGGCAAUAGUUGGCUAUUUGUCCGAGCAUUAGUUCGAGGAAAUUGACCUUCUGACAGGCCGUUUUGCGUCUGGAGGCGGGAUGGUUUCCCGUCAUCUGUAAGGCCGCGUAGGGGCUGGGACUUAGUCUUUUUCCCCACGUGGCGUCUUCUGCGAGGAAAGGGCGAAAUUGCUGUCGAGGGAUAAAGUGUACAACAGAUUUUGUCUCCAGUUCUCAAAGCUGUUGAUGGACUCGUUCUUUGACAGGCUCCACUGUUUUGGGGCUCGGAGGGUACUCGCCAUAGUUGUGGUUUGGUUGCAAGUUUACGGAUAAAUCGUGCUUGGGCGGACGAAGGUGUUCAAUAUCGACUUACCGGCGUUUGUACGGGUAGCUCUGGCUUUGUUUUCUUUUCGGUUUCUUGGCGUAGAUCCGGAAGCGCUGCCACCACGCCAGUAAAGAGAGAGUCGGUCGAUCGAUGACACGGUUCAGGUAAAGCAACUGCUACUUUAAUGCUACUGAAGACACAACAGCGAAAUACAGAACAAACUCUAGAGCGAGACACGAGAGCGACUAGGGCGCGUGUCCUUAUCUACAGUACCGCUGACCGGUACUGGCGUGGGAAAAUACCAAGGAGGAACAGACUCUAUCAGUCUAAUGACUGAAAAAAAUAUGGAUCGAAGUAAAUCUGAUUCAGUGACUACAAAUACAUAUUGUAGUUUUGAACCAUUUAUACCUUCAAUCUCGUUGAUUCUUUACCUGUCCAAGCUUGAUGUCAGUAUAGAACUAUAGACGUAUCUUUAGAGCAACCACCCUAGCACUUAGAAGUACACCCAUUUGUUAUUAGCCACAUAAUUGUUAUAGAGUACAUGUAGUAGUGAAAACUCCUCUUUUGUACAUUUUGGCAUCUGUCUGCCUUGAUAGACAGAGGAAGCAUUUCUUGGAAUGUUAAGCCAGUUGUGUUGAGAAUCUGGGGCUAUGACUGAUCAGACCUAGUGUGGCAGUCUCAUCCACAUGUACUGACAACAAAAUUAAGAAAAGUCAAAGCUGAGGGAUGGAUUUAGUAGAAUGCCGAGCUAUACUGAUACAUUCAGUAUAACAGUAAUAAAUUCUUAUUUUAUUGGAUGAGUAUACAGUCAAACCUCUUUAAUACGGACACCAAAGGGACAGAACCAAGUGUCCGCUUUACAGAGGUGUCCGUAUUAUAGAGGUAGGGAAUGUAUGAUUUUUGGCACUCUGGGACCAAACGAACUGUCCGUAAUAGAGAGGUGUCCGUAAGGAGAGGUUAGACUGUAUAAUUAAAGUUUCAGUGCAUGCAUAAUUAUAAUAAGAGUAGGCAUUCACUGGUGACUUAAUUUUUAUACUAGGCAAGUGGAGUAAGCCAACAGGCAGUGAACCUAAUACAAAGUAUGAAGUGGUUUGGAGUGGCAGUUUGUCAGUGGAGGAGGGGUAAAAUUCAUUGACCUAAUCUUUUCUUGAUUAACCAUUAACUUUGUAACUGUUGUAAAUUAUGAGUCUUUGUAAAUCUGUCAUGGUAUUGUCCAAAUUCUCUCUUGUAUUGUAUUAUCUAGUAUAUUAUUUAUGGAUUUGUCAAUUUGUGCUACUUCAGGGAGUGCAUUACAGAUAUUCUGUGCAUACCUCUUGCUUCACAGCAUAGGUGAGUACAUUGCCUUGCUAAAUUUUAUCAUUUUAAAUGUCCCUGUUUGUAAUGUAGUAUUCAUUUUAUGUAUCAAAUUUUAUAAGAUAUCAUAAUUAUGUAUUGUUAAAAGUUGUGCUUAGUUCAAUGAUUUUAUAUCAUUCUUAACUUAUAGCAUAAUAUUUUAUUAUUUAAGCAAUAGAAAACAUUUUCCGUGUUUGCAUAGCCUGAUAUAAACACGAGUGGGGUUGGAAGAAUUCUCGACAGUUAUGCAAACCCUCGACUUUGUCUCGGGUUUGCAUAACUGUCGAGAAUUCUCCCAAUGCCUCGAGUGUUUAUAUCAGGCUAUCCAACACAGAAAAAAAGUUUUCUAUUGCCUUUAUAAAAUAACUUUCCCAGGAAAAAAUGCAAAACUCUUUGUAUGGCACUGAUUAAAAGAGAAAUUCUUGCCAGUCGCAAAAUUGCAAAAAGGUACUCAUGUGCAAACUGCGGAUUUUUCUCGCUUAAAAUGUCAGCUUAAGCGAAGAAAAAUUGACACACCUUCUUUGUAACGAUUUUCCAAGUUUCAGCCGACGAAGGAAUGGAUAAAUAAAGUAAACUUGUCGAGUUUUGAGCUCGAAAAAUUUUUCAAAUUUGUGCUUGCGUGAUUAGCGUGCAAAAAGCCAAACAACUUGACACCACAACCAUGUUUACAUACUCUUAUGCAAACACUCCUCUCGGCCAAUCAGAGCGCGUGCACUAUCUUAGUUAUUUUAUAAAUAUAUUUAUUAUAUAAACACCAAUGAAAUACCAGGUGAGCUUUCGUGUGAAAACAUGAUAUCUUCACCAUUGCUAUGGCUACAUAAUAAAUCACGCCUUGCGCAGGAAAAAACUGUUUCAGUGAAAUGGUUUGGUAUUUCAUUGGUGUUUAUAUAAUAAAUAGAACAUUACAUGACCACUUGGAGGUACAAAAUUUCUCUUCUCGUGUUGAAAAUAUUUCACUCUUUCGCUGCACUCACUCAUAAAAAUAUUUUUCAACACUCGAAGAGAAAUUUCGUAUCUCCGCGCGCCCUUGUAAUAUCCUCUAUAUAUAAAUUUGGGGGGUUGCCCUAAUAUGGGGAUUUAGUUCCUCUCUGGUGAAACCCUUUUGUCUUAUUAUUUUGACAAUAAUGUUGUUAUAAACAAAAAUAAAUAAAUAAAAAUAAAUAAUGGUCACGUAUUGUAACUACACAAGAAAACUUUAAGAAUAGUAUAUAAAAAAUAUAUUAUAAGGCAAUAUGUCAGAAAAUCCUCAUCCAAAAAGAAGAAACAAGUUACUUAUGUAUGGAUGAUCCAUCAAUCUCUUUUUGAAACUCCUUAAUGACUUAGCGCCAACCACUGAAUUGGGCAGCGAGUUCCAUAUAUCUACGUAAUGCCUCCAAAAGGAAUAUUUCAAAAUGCUUUUCUCAAAAAAGGUUUGAAAAUCUUAAGAUUGUUGCUAGAUCUUGUAUGAAAAAGUCAAAUACUUAUCAAGUUCAAUUUUUGACAAACCAGUAAUAAACUUAAAUAACUGUAAUAAACUUAGGAAUUCCCAGUGAAAACGCAACUCCAUCCAACCAAUUCAAGGUACUUCAAACAUUCAGCAUAUUUGAGUUCGUUACUAAGAAUCCAUCUUGAGACGUUCCUUUGUAUACUUUCCAAUUUGUCAUGCUUGAUGAAAUGCUUGUAAACGUACAAAAUGAUAAUACCACAAAAUAAGGUGGGAACAAUAAUCUAGGAGUCUAGGAUAGAAGGAAGAUUUGCUUCACAUUUAUGGUUUGACCCUCAAAAUAAAUUUAAAAAGCUUAGAGAAAUACUACCAACUGUGUUAUUACUUAUACCGGUAAAUUACUUAUAACAAAAUUUGCCACUUCGUUAAAUUAUGUGUUCAGGAGUUCUCAAGGAUCCCCUGACUGGACCUGCAUUGUGGCUGGAUUUACAUCUGGAUACAUGAGGAUUUACUUGCAGGUACAUGUACUGUGCUGUUGUCUAUCAUGACAAAUUAUCUGAGACUCUACUAAAAGUUCUUACUACCAAAAGUGGUCCUCAGCUGUGUUUGACUUUAGAACUAAAAUGAUCUUCUCUCCUGCUGAAGCCAAUCGAUGAUAUUUUGCCACCUUUCCUACCCCAUUGUAAUUGAACAAUAUAGCACAAGAGCUGCUGAUGGUUUACCUAAUUAUACACUUACAUGUACGUGUACCACUUAAUUUUCUUUACUCUAGAAUGGAUCAAUGCUUCUUUCUCAGUUUCUACAUGAUGACCCAGUUCUUAGACUUAAAUGUAGAACAUGGCAGCCACACAAGACCUAUUCAAGUGCAGAGCAGGUAAUUCUUCAAAUAUAACUUAUACUUGGCUAGUGCUUAUAAAUUUUAAGUUGUCUUCGUGGAAGUCUGAAAACGUCACUUCAGUCUCCUGUGCUGUAGGGUGCUAUUUUACUGCCAGCAUCUAUAGAUCACUAGGUGAAUGGCAUUUAAGUGUACUUUACUUAAAUCUAGUACACCGACCUGUGUUAGGCUAAAAACAAUGCAUUAAUAAUUUAUUAUAAUAUUACAGUCGAGCCUCCAUGUGCGUAAGUGACCACAGCUCCCAUGAGCAACUACUUAUCCAAAACACCAAAUAAUUUCCCAUUCAAAAGCCUAGUUAGAACCUCUCGUAAUCAACCACCUCUUGUAAGUGAACAUGACCACUUUUUAUGAUGACAAUUGUAGUAUUUUCCAUUGGUUUUAACCUGCCACCAUAAUGCAAUGGUCUGAUUUCUGUGUUCGCUGAAUGUACUACGCAAUUGAGAGUAUGAGAAGAAAUUUUAGAAACAAUAUGGAUUUACCUAUGUUGAAACCUAGAAAUGGCAUGCAAUGCAUUCUCUUUUAAUAAAAAGUAGAUGUGUCCGCACUUGUCCUCAUAAAAGGAUCCGCUGAAGUUUAACUCUCAUAGCAACCACCUCCUGUAAAUGACCUCUAACUCUACGCAUUUUAGGUGGUCACCCACAGGAGGUUUGACUACAUUUAUUUAGUACAGUAGUUGUUUCUUACAUAACAUUCUUGAUAAUUUAUUUACAUGUACAUUCCCUAGGUUGAAGAACUAGCCAUUUUGUAUCCCAAAGCUAUGGUUAUUAUUGAUGGAUUUAGUUUGUACCAGUCUCUGAGAGCUUGCCGAAAUCAGCUGGCUAGGGGUAAACACUUAUGAUGUAACAUAACAUACUCUGUAAUUAGCUCUUAUUAUUAAACCUGAAAAGCAACUUAGUAGACACCUUCAGUGUUAGUGCAUAUAAUUCCCAGUGUUCCAGCCAGAGUGCACCAUUGCAUGAAUCCCACAAAAGAUCAAGAGAUGGCCACCACCAAAAGCGUUCAAGGGCCAUUAUGGCCCUUUCCUUCUUUAAUUCUGUGGGCUUAAAAAUGUCUCUGUUACUUAAACUACAAUAAUUUUCCAAUAAACAGAAUUUUUAAUCUAAAGAACAACGACUCUGUACCUUUGUACACAACUAGAAGAUCAAUCGAUGAAUCUUCUUGAGUAUACCUGAUUUACAAUGAGUGGUCUGGAGACCACUGAGCCUCAACUUGGCUUAUGUAUAUAUCGCAGGAGCUCAGGCUAGCAUGACGUUCUUGCCUGAAAAAGAAUAAACCUGACAAACGCAUCUUCGAGGUCUAUCGAAAGUUUUUCCUCAGUAUGUAACGAAAAAGUGGAUGGAGGCGAAGCAGUUCAGAAGAAGCGAAAGGAAGCAGAUCUUGACGGUAAAGUGGAAAAUAAAAUGGAAAAAAAAACUUCCCUUUUUUAUUGCAUACAUUCUGAUUGUACUGUUUACUUUAUACCAAGAUGUAAAAAAAGGGAUGCUCCAUGUCAGCUUCAAGUAAACUGCCAUUUUCAUUUCCUUAAAUUUCCAACUGUUUCUUCUCUUUUGCAUAUUAGAAAGAUACUGGUACAUUGGCCCUUUCUUGAAAAAUCUGGCCCCCAAAAAUGGGUUGUAGGGGCCACUUUGGCCCUCAAGCAGAAUUUUCUGGCUGGAACACUGAUUCCAACUUUAAUGGUGGCCAUACUACUUUUAUUUGAUAUUUAUCAACCCUCCAAGUUAAAGUUUUUGCUUGGUUGCCAGUUGGCAGCCAACUCUUUUGGUUUAAUAGGAACACUUUUUUACAAAUCAAGUCACCAGCUCUAAAAUUUUGGGUCCCAUGGCGACCAAAAUGGUCACACUUGGAGGGUCGUUUAUGUUUAAUAAUUAGCCUUUUUUGCAUAAAUUUCACCUUUAUACAUACUUGACUCCAAGGCUUAGGGGAAUAAAACAAAAGAAAUGUAUUAUUCAUUUCUGAGCCUCAAGAGGAUUUCUUUUGUUUUACAUUUAUGUAUUCCCCAUAAGCCUCGUUGCCAAUAUCUGGAUUUAAUACAAAUUGAAGUUGGUCUAUUCAAAAGAAAUUUUACCUUGUAACAAUGAGACAUUAAGGACCAACUAUUUGAAAAACAAUAGAAAAACAGAAGCUUUUGCCAUGGAGUAAGGCGUAUCAUCCCACACUUUUUUGUGGGGUGGGGGGUGUCAGAAUGGCUGGGGAGGAAAGAACAUGGAGGGAGAUGGUAGAGAGAAUACAGUAGAACUUCUUUGUGUGACCACCCCUCAUAAGUGACCACUUCCCAUAAGCAACCACCUAUCCAAAACACCCAAACUUUCCCAGUCAAAGCUGUAUAGACCAUGCACAAUCAUUUCAGGGCUGACAGUUUAAUAGCAGAGCUCCACACAUGUGCAAAGCACAUGCAAAUGGAGCCCCAUAGCUAAGAAAAUUUGGUUACCUAGCCAUCCAAGAAAUUUUGGUAGUCACUUGAUCAUACAACCACCCACCCGCCCGCUUGCUUGUCCAUCUGCACGACAGGGAAACCAACAUGAAAUGUUCAUCUUCUCGCUGCCUGGUUAGCUCAGCUGGGAGACCGCCGGUCUGCUGAGCUGAAGGUCGCAGGUUCAAACCCCAGCCGGACCAACACUCAGGAUCUUUAAAUAACUGAGAAGAAAGUGCUGCCUUUGUAAAGACAUCUGCAAAUGGUUAGGCUUUCUAGUCUUCUAGGAUAAGGAUGAAAAACCGUAGGUCCCAUCUCACAGCACUUACACUGAUUUGUUCAUGUGGGGCAUAAAAUAACCCACAUCACUAUAAUUCGAAAAGAGUAGGGGUCGUACACCCUGGUGGUGUGGCCAACCUUUAUGGGCUGUGGGAUUGGGUAGGGAUGGCGCCUCGCAUGGGACCUGAUCAAGUCCCGCUUGUGCACAUUCCCUCUGGGCAGGCCUGUGUCCAGAAAAGCUGGUAAAUAAAUAAAUAAAGUGUGAUUGCCUGCAUCCUGAUAUUGCACAUCCUUGUUGUGGUCAAUUGGCAGCUAUCAAAAUGGGGUAUCUACUGAUCACUUUGGCCAUAUAAAAAUGGUGGAGGGGGUUGGGUGUUUCCUGAGAUACCUGUAAGCUCUUUCUUAUGAAGAGCUGACUUAACAUCAGUGAUUAAUUUUCUUGAAAGAGAUUAUUGGGGUACCCUGCAGCUUAGAUAUGCUAUCAUGCAUUAUUCAUGCCCACUCAAGUGCUUCCAAACAGUCUAGUCAUGUUCUAACUAAUUUUCGGAUUUUCUUAUGUGUUUCUUAUUAGCCCAAGCCAGUGGAUUAUCAGAACUUAUUGGACCCCCUCCUCUGGCUUAUAAGAAGUGGAGAUUUGAUGGUCAAAACUACAUAACAGAUAUCGCUAGUUGUGGUGAGUUAUAGAUACAUCCGCUAGUAGAGUAGAAAUACUUUCACCAUACUAUUCAGUAGAAGUUCAUAAACAAACAAGGCGAUGACAGGUGCUUUGGUUAGCCUGUGUACCAUAACAUGGGCUGCCUGUGUUAGUGUGCAGUCACCUUUACAACCAAAAAUUAAAGAUUUCAUGCUUGGUAGAUUUAUCAAGAUGCACACAGGAGUAGACUGCAAACAAGCUCCUAGCUCUGGAAAAGGGCUGUCACUCAUCUCACAUCUCCAGCUCCCUGGUUAAAAGCUAUGGCUUACAGGCUGGAAGAGGAGCUCCACUAUAAGCUGAAAAUACUUGUGGUCUUUCUUCCAGGUGUUGUUCCUCCAAAUAUCUUUGAUCGCCUUCAAACAGCCUCUUUUUUGGGUGGUUACAAUGCAAAUAUUAGUGGAAACAUGCCAGCCAUGUCGCAUUAUGUGACUACAGGAAUGGAUCCUUUUGUGGCAGUUUACACUGCAGUUGAGGUACAUAUUUGUAGGAUGUUUCAGUAAUGUUAAUGAUUAAUUUGAGCUGAUGCUUUGCUAUUUUUUGCCAUUUGUAUGAGGUUGACAUUUAUGGGUUUUAAUAAUGUUUGUAAUCAUAAUCAUGGUAGUUUUGGGGCAAGCUUAAAUUGGUGCCAGUCUAUUAAGACCGCAUUCUUAGUUAGCAUCUGUUUGUUAAUCAAGGCAAAGUAAGGAUGAUUUACAAUACAAUACCUGCUGGAGCUGUAGCCUGUGUCAUUACUGGCACACUUGUGCCUGUGUGGUUGCCAUUUGAACUGUGUCAAAUCAUCAUGAUGCUCAAACCUGAAACAGAAAUUUAAUGCUGAAAGGAUACUCUAUACCCAAAGUGGCAAUAUUUGUCUUGGCCUGAGAAGUGUGAUAGCUGUCUAAAGUCAUUUACUUCUGUUGUUAAUUCUUUAUUUUUCGUACAAAGGGAAGUUCACCUGCUUUGAUUUCUGAUGUUGCUUUAGAAGUGGCCAGCAAAUUAACAACAGCAGUGCUGUCUAAAAUCACAGCAGCAAGGUAAGAAUAUUUUCAUUAAUAGUCAUGUAGUAUGGCAAACAAAGAUAUAGUCAAGAUAACUAUGAUCACAAACUAUUGGUUGAUACUUUAUUACAGUUUCCAUUAAGAUAUGUUGCCUAGUUUUUGCAACUUAUUCACUUUCUUUGCAACUUAUUGUUCUCCAAGCCUAUUAAAGGAGCUGUGUCACCAAAUUUAUCAAAAUUAUUCAAACAGUGGGAACUGCCACCAAGUUACUCAACUUGGUGGCGGUUCCCACUGUUUGAAUAAUUUUGAUAAACGUGAAGAAGAUUGAAACGGAAUGCAAUUGUGGUGUUAGAAAACUUGUUAGCCUUGCAGUUUUUCAAGUGAAUAAGGAUGCAUAUAUAACUAGCAUUAGAAACAAUUUGAUUUAAUCCAGCAUUUGCCCUACGUAAAAUGCAUUAGAUCUGUUUAAUCUACAAACAACCCAAUAUAGCCUUAAGUACUCAGAAUUUGUCAUCCCAUGCUUAUGGACUGACACAGUAGCGCCGCCUAUCUUGGGACACGAGAAAUGCAAGCACUUUGAGUCAUUUUAAGAAAUCAAUAAGGCAAAUAGAUCUCUCAAACUUAGUUAGUAAUGAAUGUGGACCUGACUGUUUUCUUUGGAGCUCAUAGACAUAUUAAGUAGCAUUUGAAUAGAACAGUGUUUGGUAUUUUUGAUAUCUUAGACAUUUAUUUAACAUUUACUGUUAUUAUUUUUGCUGUGUUACUGUGUCUCCAAUAAACAGGUAUGCUAAAGUACAUAUACUUUGAUUCACAGAUAAAGUUAUUAUUAUUAUUGUUAUUAUUAUUAUUAUUAUUAUUAUUAUUGUUAUUAUUAUUAGCCAUGACAGUACAUCCAGUUCAAGUGUUGGUGCAUAUUUUGCUUUUGCAUUAUUGUGAUUUACAGUCUCACAAUAAUUGUCUUCCUUCCCAAUAAUUGUGAGUUCCCCAUUGUGUCUAAACAGAUACUUUUUUGAUUUAUUUUUUAGUGGCUGGCUUGGGUGGGGAAGCAAGCCAACAAGUCAGGCAAAAGAACCAACAAAACCACUAAAACCAAAGGUGGAAAAGGGAACUUCUCUGUCAGCCAGGUUUGUCUCCUUAAUUCAUUUUACUGUGAGAAGGCUUUUUGAAAUCCUUUGACAUACUCUGAUUUAAGGUCAUGUGUUCUUUCAUUGCUAGAUUUGGUUUGCCUGAUUCUCCUCGUCAUGGGAACAGUAUCACACUAUCACCAAAUGGCCGUUUGGCGGUGACAACUGAUGAAUUUGGUCGCGUGAUGUUACUGGACGCAAAGAGGGCAAUAGUGGUUAGACUAUGGAAAGGUGCAUUAUUUUAUUUUUUAAUUACUGAAUCUGUACUGGGUUGCCAAUAACCGUCGUGACCUUUAUCAUUGCUAUUAUUGUCAUCAUCAUCGUCAUCACCAUUGUCACCAUCAUCAAUUCUCUGUCAGCAUAUUAAGCUCUUCAAUUAGGCCAUGAACAUAGCAUUUAUCACGCACACAGCAUCUCAUUUGUUUUGUAUUAUGGUCAGAUCUAUGGCUCAGUACUUCAGCCUUUAUCAUGAAACUUGGCCACUCUUGUCUCUCCUACAGUGUGUGCCACUAACAUUUACUGGAUCAUACGUUACAUGUUGUGUUUAUGUACCUUUUAGUUAUGUGGCAUUUAACUGUUUUCUUCUAUUGCUUUGUAUUUACAAACUGUUUAUAUAAAUGUUUUCUCUAUCUUUUUUACCAAUUUAAAUUGCUGGUAGGUUAUCGUGAUGCUGAAUGUGGCUGGGUGAUGGUGGAGGAGGAAAAUCAUCACAACGAGGGCGAGUUACCCAAGUCUUCACUGAGAACAGCAUUGUUCCUUGUUAUUUAUGCAACAAAAAGGGGAAUUUUAGAGGUAUAAACUAAGCUCUCUAAAUCAUUUACCAGGUAUUGUAUUAUUUGCUUAGCACAAUGACAUACAAAAAUAGCGCGAAAAGAAAAACUAAGAAAUCUUAAUGGGUUGUUAAAAUAAUUUUAUGCUUGCAGUACUUCAAAGAAAUAUUUCUAAAUGAUCAAAAUGUGACCUUACAAUUUAUUGUAGUGUCUUGGUCUCUCAAAUAAGCUACCAGAUCUGAAAUCCAAAACACUUGAUUUGGAAAAUUUCUCAACCAAGGGAAGUUUCUCUAUUUUUACACAGUAAUAACAAUGCAAUUCUGUCAAUAAGCCAACUGCAGUGACGUGAAAGCCAGAAACCACGUACUGGGGGAUUGAAAUAUUAAUCCCAAUUUACACUGAUCAGAUGUGAAUUGUAUUGAAAUAUUAUGGUCCUGCAAUAAUUUUCAAAAUUGGCCAUUAAUUUGUAAAAAUAGCAUUACUGAUUAAUCAUCAAGAUUUUUUUUCAGAUAUGGAGAACUGAACAAGGGCCUCGUGUGGCGGCAUUUAAUGUUGGGAAGGACUGUAGGUUAGUAACAAAACAAUAAGAAAAAUGGAUAUAUAAAUUAUUUAUAACUUAUUUAUUUCUGGCAUAAUAACACAGGUCAUAAUCUUAGCUGUCCAUAAUUAUCCGUUGUGUGUGGAUUUGAUUUCAGGCUCUUGUAUGCUGGGCAUGGAAUUAUGGGAUUAGGUCAUGUGAUCAGGCAGGGGCAGGCUUCACCGCAGCACACACUGAACUGUACUCUGAUCCAGGGUGAUGGAACAUUAAAGACAUUCACAGUUCCAUUCCAUUGUGCUCUAAGGUAAGUAGUGUACAUGUACUUACAGAUGUUUUAAAUAGGCUUUUACAAGAACUAAGUGAUUUCUCACACACUGAUUGGUCGACAGCUAUGGUCGAUGAGAGUACAGACCCUGACAAUGACUUGAUUGUGGUGCAGUUUGUUUAACUCUUUCUUGCACGCGAGAUUUUCCAAGAAACGUAAGGGGAAAUGGACGUCAAAGACUGUCAGAGUGUUAUUGUAAAAAUCAAAUUGACAACAAUUUUCCAUGGCUUAUACUCUUAUCAACCAUAGAUAUGAUGUCAAAAUCAGUGUUCAAAUAAAAUGAAACCACUCACCUGCGGCUUUUGAUUCCACUUGAGUUUUGAACGUUUUGAUAUCCUCUCUGUGGUCAAUAAGAGUACAGACCACGGAAAAUAAGUCAAUUUGUUAACUGGACUGGUCUAGGAUAGUAGUGGUGACGAGAAUAUAUUAUUAUUGUUCUUGAUAGAGGUAAAUGAAUAAACGUUUAAAGCUUUAUUCGACUUGCACGUUUAUUUAUUCACACAUUUCAUCUCCUUUUAAUGCAUGUUGCAUUGACGGUAUAAAAAUCAAUCCCAGGUUCAUUAAGUUUGAUUCAAAUGCCAGUACUGGGAUUUAGUGUGGAUUUCAGUAAAAAAAAAGUGGAAACUGUUCCGACAACUUUCUUUUUCUUUAUUGUGUCUUUAGCGACAAGCACAGUAAAAGAGUAAGGGACCUUCAUUUGCUGAAAAAUCUUUCUGCUGUUUUGGAUAAAGCAAAGUUAGGCCAAGGUAAGAAGACUUAACAUUAGUAGUAACAAUCACUGUUAACACUCACAUGUCAAGUUGUUGGUGGCAAAUUAACAUACAUUGUUGUCGCACUUGUUAUGUGAUGAACGAUACAAAAAACGCUGUUUGCAAUCUGUCUACAUUCCCUGUCGUGAUAAUUUAUUGUUGAAAAGCUUACUGACUUCUUCGCCUCUUCCCUACAGUGUUGAUUUUUCAGCCGUUUAUGCCCAAGUAAACCUGUGAAAGCAACAGUGAGGGAGGGAGAGGGAAGUGAUACAUGUAUUCUAUCCUGCUAACAAGCGCUCCAUUAAUAGUGAGCGAAGCGAGCUGCAAGAGAACGUGCGAGUGAGCGGGGAAGCCGCGAGGAGCACUCGCGUCUCCUCUCGCGUGACUUCCCGCGACUCCCCAAAUGGAGAGCUUACUCACAGGCUACAAGUAUUCAUGAACCCAUAUAGAUUAUAUUGUGUUUUCUGAAAGUGUUUCAACAAAUGAUGACUUGGAUUGUAGCUAUCCAUGAUCGCACCCUUUACUAUAGAGCGUUUUUACGUGACAUCAUGUCUGCCAUAUUCAUUGCUGUCCCCCCAAAAAAAAAAAAAAAAAAAAAAAAAAAAAAAAAGAUGUGUGCAUGUUGGUGUCCUCAGCCAGUGUUUUGAGAGUGGAACGUCCCUCUUCAUGUCUAAACGUUCUUUUUUUGCGUUUAAUUUUCAAGCUGUGCUGGCUAUGUGAGUGAAAAGGAUUUAUACCCGCUGUGCCUUCCGGUCGAUAAUGUUUCUUCUUUUUUUUGUUAACUAAUGUUUAGAGACCCAGGCUGGUGAUAGCAAUAAACUAGAAGUUGAAAAGACUUUGUUAGAGAUCCUCAGUGAUAUACAGACUCCUCAGUUGCAUCAGCAGGUACAAAUACUUCCCCUAAGAUAGCAAUGAGUUUUAGAAACUACCUCCUCUUUGCUAUUCAUGUAGCUUCCCACGCGGGCGUUAAAAACGCCUGCGUGGGAGGCUACAAUUCGUGAUCAUGAAGAUAAAGUCGUUAUUGUCAAGGGGGUUUGAAACAUUGGAUGCUAAUUCCCAUGGCAAAAAACUGAAGUGUCUAUUGCUAUUUCUUUAAGAAUUGUUCAUAGAUUUUAUUACGAAGCUAUAGCCAGACCCCUUAAAUGAAGUCAUGUAAAAAUAAAUCACAGACAUCUCAUUUUCAUAUCUAAAAAAGUGGCUAUCAAAUGAAAUACUGCUUAAUGUAUGUCUGAUAAUAUGUACAUGGGACAGACUAACCAGAAAAGAUUUUGCAACUCAAGAACCCCUAUUAAAAGGCUUUGAAAGCUCUGCUGAUACUAUGGACCUUAAGCACGGACGACGACGACGGCAGUGAAAACGACGGUAAAAAAAUGAAUUUGCGUUCUUUCAAACUUAAUCGCGUCUAUUUGGAUCCGCUCAAUAUGUCAAAUGCAGGCGACUUUUCCUGGAGUUCAAUUCUUAAGGAUUUUAUUCAGGCUCAAAAAGAUGAAGGGAAAUUCGUCGUAGUAUGUCCACGUCCUCCAUAAAGCGUCAAAUUAGGAGGUUUCACGUCGUAAUCAUGCAGUGGACGUCAAAGAAAUGUACUAAAAAGCGUGACGUGUAUAGCUGUUGUUUUGAUCUUUAAACCUAUUGUUUUUUGAAGUCGUCGUUGUGGUCGUCGUCGUGGUUGCUUAAGCUCCCUAUCAGCUUGUGUAGUAAACGUUUCCGUGCGGUUUCGGAGCAAAUAACGAGAAACGAGAGUCGAAAACCGCUGGCGCGAAAAAUGGCGCGAGUAAAAGGGCGGGGAGGCCCUCGUUCCAUUUUUCGCGCGGCCAAAACCGGAAAUCCCGUUCCUCCGCGGUCUUUCGUUGUUCCGAAACCAAACGGAAGCGCUUGCUACGCAAGCUAUGUUGAUACCUUUUAACAAAGUUCCUUUGACGUACAUGUUAUAUGUUUGUUAUUCAUAUCUAGGCUCUGCAAUGUGUGUUGUCUACUGUGGGAAUUCCUUCCUCAACCCUUCUCAAAGCUGUAAUGGCUGUCAUUGAGACAUCACAGAAGAAAGGUAUACUUAGUAAAUUAGGUCUGUCUUUGUGUGGAAAGUUCUUGACCUUAUUUUGUGCUGUACAAGUGAAUGCCAGAUUCUAUCCCCGAAAGGGAGACCCCAAAGUGUGACCAUUCAAAUUAAAGGUAAUGAACAGUACUUUCCUGUGGUACUGUUUAUUUAUCUGUACAAAGCGGUUCAUAUGUUUGAGUCCGUUCAGGAUGAAUCAUGAAGUGUGACCUGAAAUGAAAGCAAUUGAGCACUUUCUUUCUGUGGUUAAAGUAUCGGUUCUGACUAGCAUCCUAAAGCGAGAAAGAGCGUGUGGACAUCGCUUCAUUUUUCAACGUUUUAGGAAACGGAUUGUUGGGACUUUACGUUGAUCGGGCUGUAUUUUACUCUUUAUUAGGUCACAUAUCAGAUGAUCAUAGUGAAGACAAAGAAGCUGACACUAAGAUGCUGCUGGAUUUCUGUUCUGUUCAGAAGCAGUUGAUACAAACUCAUGACUCAGUUUUGAAACUUUAUAGAGAUGAAGCAGGAUCCACUGAGGAACCUUGGAAAGGAAAGAGCAAAGAACUUGUAAGUAAAAGAGGAAAAGGUUGUAGUAAAAAGUUUUCUUGAAAGAGGAUUUUUAUCUAAAUUAUGAAACAAACAGAUCGAGAGAAGUGUUCUUUAUUCUGAUAGUGUCCUUGGCUCUCUUUAGCUAGUGGAGAGAUCGAUUCUUUAGGGAGCUUUAGCAACGACUAUCGCUACGGCAGCAAAAACGUCAUAAUUAAAAACAGUUCGCGUUUUUUCAAACUUUGUCGCGUGUAUUCCAACUCGCUGAAAAUAAAAAAUGUGGGUGAAUUCUCUAAAGUUUAAUUCUUGGGGUUUCUCUGAGAGUAACUCACUCCACUCAACAGACAACUGCACCCCCUCACCACACCCUCUCGUGUGCACCCGCCUUGAGUUAAUUAACCGUUUGACUUCUUGUGUAUUAUUUUCAGUCUGUAGCAAAUCUCCUUGGUCUUACUAAGUCAGAAGCAACUGAGCUACUGACGUCUCUGAGCGGAAACCAGUCAACUCAACAGACAACCUCAUCCCCUGCCCACACCCUCUCGUCUUUUACACCUCUAUGUAUCACUGCUUUUCUUGGCUGCUUUGAAUGUGCUUCAGUAACUCAACAGAGCAAGGAAACGGACGAUACGAGGUUUGACAACAAAGCUGGAACAUCAGGCGCGGGAUCAACAAUCCCUGUUGCAAUAAGAAAAGGUCUUUCCAGUGAUAUGACCGUUCAGCUUGGUAAGUUAACAACACUCCAGCAUUCGAAAGCCUUACCAACCUCGUCCCCAGUGAUUUUCCCUUCCCUCCCAUUUUCUUAGGGAAAGGCUCUGGGGACGAGGUGAAAGCCAUACCUAAGUUUACAAUAAAGUCUGAAUGAACACAAAUGUGACCAAUUGAAGAAGAGAAUAUUAAGUGCAAUAGCGUUUAGGGGAAUCUAGUAGUUUGUUGCCUGUUCUGUUUUAGCUGCAUAAGUUGAUUUCGCCACAGAACUAAAUUUUAGUUUCCCUUUUUUGUUGCAGCAAGUUUUCUUUUUAAGGUUAGUGGGAGUUUCUUUAUUACUAGUUAAAAAUAUUUAGGGCGUUAAUGCAUUUCCUUAUCCCCACACCUCGGUCGGGGCCCACCAAAGAGUUUUCAGUCACCAUUUUCAUAUAGACCAUAUAUAACACACCUUUUUUACCCCCCCCCCCCAAAAAAAAAAAAAAAAAAAAAAAAAUUGCAUAAUCAUUGUCUUCGAUUUUUCUUGGGACGACCCGACUGUAAUACCCAGGGGAAAUUGAAACCAAUGGUUAUGAGAAAUUUGUUGGGUAAAAGAAAGACUCGCUGACUUUUCGCUGGAGCCAAUAACAACCUCUGAUUUCAGGUUCAUUUUUUCCGAGUCGCCUUUGUCGCUAACUGAGAAAAUAAACAUAAUUUUCACUUUUAAAUUUCCUUUUUAGAAGUGCUUGUUCGGUGACUGUACCUCUGGGAGAUUAGCCAUUUGUUUUGAUUCAUCUGGCAUCAAACCUCAACAUCUUAUGGUAAGUUUUUACACGUAUCUCAUAGUUGUUACACCAGACCAGUUUUAACCUUGUGUUAUUCCUCCAUUUCCUUAUCUGCCUUUUAGUCUCUAAGAGCUUUAGGGCAUUAUGAAGAAACAGCUUUAAUACUAAUCUCUGUCACCGAAAAGCAUUUUUAUACCUCCUAACCCAGUCGAGUUUUCCGAUUGGACAAGAACUUUUCUUAUCACGUGCUUUGUGUCAGGACAAUCUGACUUCCUAGGACGAACAAAACACUCAAACUAUGUCCCUAGGGAACUUAAGACUCGCACGUGAUUAGAUCGUGUAGCUUUGUUUUCUCUCGACCCUCAAACAAAAUUCAGUUCCCCUUUGGGUCAGUCAUUCAGUGGUUAUUAUAGCUUAUGGACACAAGAUUCCAUCUCUCCCAAAGCUUUUUUAAACUCAGUGGUGUGGUGGUCAGUCCCCGUGCUGUUAUUCUGGAAGUGUAAAGAAGUGCUUGAUUGUUUCCUACUUUAUUUCUUGUAGAAUCUUCUUUUGUCUGGAUGGUUGUUGGAUCAGGAACCACAUAACGACCGUGUAGAAUGCCUGUUUUACCUUCACUCUCUCAUAUCUACGAUGAGUUCAUUUCCAGGUAAAUGAAAUGCACUGUGUAAUAGACCUGUCCACGGUGUUUUCAAUUUUUGAAAUGGACCAGUUAUGGAAAAACCACUGAGACCGCUGGAAUAAUAAUAAUAAUAAUAAUAAUAAUAAUAAUAAUAAUAAUAAUAAUAAUAAUAAUAAUAAAACAAAACUUUAUUCAUAGAUUUUAAAAAAAAAUAGACUAUUUACAGAUUCAAGAAUAUGAAAUAUUAAAAUAUAUACCCUAUGUACAUUUUUCUUGUCUACGAAAGAGAAUUGUUGUAAAAUGACUAUCUAAAGACUACUAAUAACAAUUAUAAAAAGGAUCAAAAAGUUGAUAAAAAAAAUAAAAACUAUUUAAAAAUAAUAAUUCAAACUGAUAAAAAGUUACUACUUAAAUUCUGGCUUGCGCACUUUCCGAUGUAAUGUCAAUGUCAGAUAUAAUAAUAAUAAUAAUAAUAAUAAUAAUAUUCGCAGCGCUUAUCCAUUGUCCCGUCACGGGGAACUAUGAGCCGAAACCGCGACUGCCUGGACAAUAGGCAUGCCGAAUAAUGAGGGUAUGUGACGUCAACCGCCACUAGGGGAGGUGGGAGGGGCGAAACUUUGAAGUCACUUCCACUGAACUCGGUUGAACUGGCCAAGAGGCAGGCAAAAACCAAGCCAUUCUAACCAAGUGCCGUAAUGCAACAUGCCACCAGCGCGCAGGCCCAACACGACAGAAUUUAAUGGAGUUUCUUAUCUCCUGUGUCACGGGCCAAUUGUGUAUGCAGUGAGAAUAGUACAAUUGUCAAUUUUGAAAAUGAUUUGUGGAAAACUAACGAAGAUUUGCCUCCUCAAAGUCGCGAAAUUUUACAGCCGUUUGUAUAGUAAGAGGCACAAACUUACCGCUGGCCGUACAAACGUCUGCGAACCUCUGUCAGCUUUGCGGAGCUUUAUUUUUGCUCGCUGAUUCAGUGUCACUUCCAUACUUGGCAAGUUUAUUAAUUCUAAGGCGCUCUUUGCAACAUUGUCGACGGAUGUUGCUAACUGAUCUUUUAUUUGUAAAAACGUGGAAGUCGUGAAAGGUUGUUUUCUUUGCGAUUGUGAUACUACGCAAAUGUUAACGUUGAAUUAGGGGAGGGGAAGGUGGGCAGGUUCCCAGGAACCUAAAUUGAUCCCAUACUCCUUUUCUGAAUAUCUAUAAGGUGGUCUACCGAGUGAAAGAGGCCAGUCACAUGACAAUAAUGUCUCGUUAUGGUGGGAGAAUAUACGUCACACUCUAGCCCAGUCCACCGUGACGAGCAGAGCGCUAUCUUUUGCUGCUGUCUGCCGAGCUGUUGCCAUGGAGAUCAGCACAGCAUCUAGGAAGGUAGAGGUAUGUAGUGGUCCUUAACUGUGAAACUCAGAACCUUUUGGCAAGACUCAGUGCAUCACCAAUUAUACUCAAUUAUGUUUUGAGAAAGUGAAACUCUUCUAUGAUAUCCUUCCCUUAAAGGGAGUACCCAAGAUUUGAUGAAAAGUGACUGUUAUGGUUAGAACUUAACAGUAGUGACGAAAAAGGUACUUAAAAGUUGACAGGGAAGUUUGUUGCUAGUGUGUAGGCGAUAAACUUGAUCAAAAGUAAAAUUGUGGUUUAUUCCCCGUCUGCUUAUCACAAUUGUCUUAUUGCAAAAAUAGUCAUGUUAAAACAUUUUAAAAAAUGGGACACAACAUUUUAGGUGGAGCAGAUAUAACGGCACCAAUCGACAAUUCUCCCAACCCCGUCACAAUAGGGAGCUAUAAUCGACGACGACGGCGACGGCAGCGAAAACGUCACUGUUUACUUGAAUUCGUGUUUUUCAAAGUUUGUCGCGUUUAUUCCAAUUCGCUGAAAAAGUCAAAUGAAGGACUAUUUCCCUGGAGUUGAUUUCUUGUGGACCGCAAUCAAGUUUAGAAAGGGAAAGAAAAAUUCGUCGUCCCUUGUUCACGUCCUCCAUAAAACGUGUAAUUAGGCAUUUUUCACGUCGAAGUCGUGCAGUGACGGCAAAAAAGCGUGAUACAUGUGUAAAAUUGUUGUUUUGCCUCAUAGACCUAUUGUUCUUUUGACGUUCUCGUUGUCAUUGCCAUCGCCGCCGUCGUGGUUGCUUAAGAUCCCUAAUAACACGCCAUCUAACAACACUGAUAUUUUGUUCUGUUAUCGCAGGGAGAAAUCGAGGAAGCCGACCGGGAGGAGCUGGCCGCGGGGGACUGGAUAUCCGUCUCCGUGGAGAUUGAACGGUGGAAUCUGUUAGUGUGUCAGCUGAGUGAUUUGCAGGCUCUAGCGGGCUUUAUUGGUAACCUAGCAACGCAAAGCAGUAAGGGAAAACAGGCGGGAGAUAACAAUGGGUCGCUUAGAGUCUCUGUAGUUGGUGAGGUUUGCUUCUGUUAAUGGAAUUAUAAAAUGAUCUUAAUUUGUCACUCAAUACUUUUCUGACAAACGCCUGGGCUACAGGGGUAAAGAGAAAUGAGUAUGCUGAGAAAAGAAAGUCAUCUUGCUGUAUUAACCAGGUACUUCACCACCUCUGCGUUGUAGGGUGGUUAAGAGUCGCCUGCAGUUUUGUCUGUCUUACUGACAAAAAGUACAGAAGCUGAGAUUCAACUUGAACGAAAUAAAGCGUGGUCAAGAGUUCGUCUUCUUACUGAUAUUAGAGACCUUCAGAUUCUACGACUACGAGAACGAUAUUUUCUCAACAUUAAGUGAUGCACGCGCGUGAACCCAGCUUUAUUUUGGUGGGAAAAGUGAUUCUAGUACGGUUCUUAGCCAAAAUGUCGUAGUGACGGAAACACGUUAUCCAGUGUUAGAAGCUUUAUCACUUUUCGCAGAUCAGGAGAGGGCUUAACCUCCUUCAAUAGAAAUAACCGUUUUAAUUUUUCUGGUGAAAAGAAAUGAAUAAAAUAAAGCUUUCCGGAGAGUUUUUUUUUUUAAAAUACGCGAAAAGAAAAACUUUAAGUCCUGGAGCUCGAAUCUAAAGAUCUCCAUUUGUAAAUGUAUAACUGUCAACCUUAUUCAGUAGUUGACUAUCAACUCUCCCUUCAUAGGUUUCCUAAGUUCUGGUUAUGGUGCAGCUUCUAAAGUGCUAUCAAGAUACCUCAUACAGUACGAGAUACCAGCCAGAAAUCUGGGACCAGUGCGCGCAUGCGCAGCUCGGAAGACGGAGGAAGAACUGCAGAGCGAGACUGGAGACGACGAUCGUCCCGAGAUGGAGCCCGAACCUCAGACUAACACCGAGCUGGAAGGUUUGUUUGUUUCUUUGUUUUACGUUGACGCGUUGCCCUUUUUAAUGUGUUUACAAUCCUCGCAUUUUGCCUUACCGUAUUUACUCGAUUAAGCGCUGAAUCCAAUCAGUAUUGUCAAAGAAUUUGUGAAAAAAAAAAACUCAGUACAACUUUGUAAUCUACACUAUCCAGACAACUACGAUUCUAUCUCAGCAAAAAACUGAGACUUUGUAACUUAACUCCGCCCGCAACUCAUGCUGACGUCACCUAUUGAUAUCAAUGUGCCAACCAGAAGCGCAGUAGUUCUUGUAUCAAAAGAUUCUUUUCUUUCACUUGUUACAAAUUUGAAUAACACAAACAAUGUUUGUAAACGGUGAUGUCUCCUAUAGGAAACGCAAAAAAUAUAAUUAACAGCGCGGUGUUUAAUCAAACAAAUUGGAUCCCACACGUUGGCAGAAGAGGAGUUACUUUACGACUCACCUUAUGGUUCUAUUAGGAAACUUUAAACACUUUCUCGUAAUAAGCUAGCAUCCUACCCAAACAAAGUGUUUAAGUUAAGCAUUAAUUUUCUGAACAAGAUUUUAUGUGUUUCAGGUCUUGAUGAACUUCGACUAAGGUUUGCAAAUAGUCUAAAUCAUGAUGUACUGUGGAGUCACUGUGUUAUGGAAUGUUUGUCAUACUGGCAAUCCAACAAAGAAGUAUGUUUAAUAAUUUAGCGCCAUGUUCUCCAUGACCAACUUACUGUUAGAAACAGCCAAAGAUAACUUGGCCUACACGCAGAAUACUUUUAUUAUGGCGUUAGGCACGCGUAACGACAGGGCUUAAAAGCGGCUGAUUGGUCGAAGGGUUGUGACGUAAAAUAGCCAUCUAGCAGUUAAAGCCUUUUUUAGGGCCUGUCACGCGUAACACAUUUUUCCCGCGACCAGCAACAUUUGCAUUCUUUUCGAAAAUAGCGUCGUUUUCUUGUUUUCGCGCGUUCAUAUAUCAGGUACAAGAUUUUUCUCGCGUUUGACACCAAUCAAUCAUGUCAGUUUUUGCAUUGAAAUCUCACUGGCUAAGGCAAAUUUUCUCUGUCUUUACAUGUAGUUGUUGCAAAUAACACUUUUCUUUGUAACUUCCAGCAUUAUUUGCUAAAUCAAAUGCAUAUUACUGUCUACUCCAUUUUCAAUUUCAGGAGACUGGAAAGUUAUUUCUUGCACUGGAACACCUAAGCUGUAUACACUGCUCUGUUCUUCAGCAUGGUUUGUUGAAAUUAUUCACUUUUUCAUUGCUUCUGUCUAUUAUUACAUACCGUAAAUCCUCUAUUAAGCCCCCCCCGGAUCAGUGCUCAUGAAAUGUUAAAAUCCUGAUUAAUUAAUGCAGUCUAUCAUUUGAGAAGAAGAGGUGGGAAGGGUUGGAAGAAGGCUUAGAGCGAAGGGGGCCUUAAUAGACGAUUUGUUGUAUUCUUCAUGACUUUGUUAUGGCUUCUUUAGGUCUUGCCAUCACGUUAUGGAAACGAUAUUUUAAAGAAAAGGUGUCAGCCACUGUGAUGUUGAUGGAAAAGGUUUGUUGAUUAAUAAUCAGCAAAAUAUAGUAACGUAGAAUAGAGCUGCAAUGAAUAUUUGGAAACAAGACAAAAAACCUUAUUUGCUCAAGUUUCGGAGUUAAACCAAGAACGUCUGUAGAAUCCGUCGAGAAUAGAACCCAUGACCUCCCUGGAAACGAUAGGACGUUCUUGGUGUUGAGCUACGUGGAGACUGGUGGCGAGUUAGUUUUACGUAAAUCCCAGUUCCCGCUGGUUACCAUUUGAGCCUGUAUUCUCCACGUAAAGUAAGUCGCAGGUCUUCGGGAAACUUUGCAAGAGCAACGGAAAAGUCGUAGAUCCUUAGAGCAUUUUCCUCAAAAUUUUCGGAAAUGUUUGCAAUGCUAAUGAAAACUCGACCCGCGUUGCUGACUAACUUAAAAGAGGGACAAGAAUCACGGGUAAAGAUCGAUGAAAACAUCGACAGGUUUUCAAAGAAAAACAGCAUUGAUUGUUUUGUUAUUUAUAUGGUGUGUUUUGAUCUGCUCAGGUUGGCAAAGCACCGAAAGAUCGACUCUGUCGAAAGGUUAGUAUCCUUACUACAAAUAUCUGUUGAACACGUCUGUUACUUGAUAUUCUACUUAUUGAUUAAAAACAAUGGUUUAUUCACACACACAGUUUGUGAGAGAUUGAAUUACCAUGCCACUGGACUGCAACUAAGGCCCGGUUCAGACGCCGAUCUUUUAAUUAAGUACAUAAAAAGUUUCGCGUCUGAGUCAAUUAGGAAUGCCUAUUUCAAUUCAGACGACUCAGCCGUUCUUCACGCCUAGCCCAGCCGAGAAUUCUGACUUAAGAACGGCUUUGAUUCAGACGCCGAACUUUUCAGGUACCGAACCUAAUGCAUAAAUUAUAAUAACGGAUUUUGCAAGCAUUUUGACCAACAUUUUCUCCUUUUGAACGUAGUUCGGCUGGAAUUAAGAUCGGCGUCUGAAUCAAUUCAGUCGGUUUAAAUAGUUUGGGUCGGCCUUAAUUCGAAUUAGGUUCGGCUCAUGAAAAGUUCGGCGUCUAAACGGGGCAUAAGGAUUCGUUCACACGGCAUCGAACAAAUUUUCGGCUAACAAAUUUGACCGGACACUUCCACACGGGACGGUUCAAUAUUUCUGCUCUGUUUACACGAACCUUGAACGUCUAUAUUUUCGUACGGUUAAGGUGGUUCCGUGUGGAUGGAACACCUAAACGCACGAAUUUUCAACUUGCCGAAAAAACGUCCAAUGCCGUGUGAACGUUUCCGAAGAAUCGUUAGUAAGUAAGUAAGUAAACGGCAUUUAUUUGUACACGGUAAGAUUAUAGCAACGCUGAUGUGGUCUUGUGAAAAAUUAAAAAGUAAUAAAAACUAUUUACAUAAUUAAGAACUAAAAAUAUAAAAGCUAAAAAGGGAUUAAAAACUACCAAUAGUACUUUACAAUGCAUAAAAUCCAGAAAGCAAUUUUUAACAGAGUGUUAAAGAUUUUCUAAACAGGUAAUUUUUCUCGUAUCAUUAUCUAAAUUGUUCCACAGAUAAGCACUCAUAUAUCGAACGGACUUCUUGACCAUCUCGUUUGUUAAAUCUUUAAACGCCAUCUCUUGUAGACUGUAGAUUUAAGUUAUGGUGCUCUGGAGCAGUUCAUGAAGGCCACCAUACAGCUUCUGGAACUGAUAAUCAAGGUAAACUUUCUAUCUCUUGCUUAUGAUUUAAUGGUUUUUGGGUAGUUUGCGCGAGUCGGUUCGUAGGAUAUUAGUCCGAUAUUUCUUUUUCCCGAAACUGAUUAUUUUGCUCAAAGUUGUUUCUCAGCGCGUAGAUGUCUAAAUUUGGUCGUAGCUGCAUAAGAGAGUCGGGGUGGUGGGUGGGGGUUAACGGUUCGACGUGGUUGUACAACGUCCCAUUUCCAUACAGCUGUGUCAAGGCUCAAGUAGUCUAGCGUUCUUUUCAGGAUCUUCACAGGAUUUGAACCAGCUUAAACAGGAAACCCUAUGAUAGAAAAUACAGGAAUAAAAAACAAAUUCAAUGCCUUGCAUAAGAAAAGAUAAAAUCGCGUCUUAGCAAAGAAUAACACUUACAAAUAUUUGGUGGCUUUGAUACACAAAAGGUUUUGCUUGGUCUUUUUAACUUUUUUAUUCCUUUGCUUUCCUGUUAUGGUUAAAAUGCCUUCUUUUGUUCUACAAUGAUAGAUUGAUUGGAAUGAUUCUGAGAUUAUUUCACCGGAAACGGAGGAUUUCUGGCACGCGGGAGAAACGUAGGUGGAAAGUUCCCAGUAUCUUGACGAACCUCUUGGUCAGCUCAGUUGGGAGAGAGCGGAAGGUCGCGGGUUCAAACCCCGGCCGGACCAACACUCAGGGUCCUUUAAACAACUGAGAAGAAAGUGCAGCCUUUGUAAUGAUACCUGCAAACGGUUAGACUUUCUAGUACUUUGGGAUAAGGACGAAAACCGUAGGUCCCCUCUCACAGCAUUUUCCCUUAUCUGGUUCUUGUUGGACGUAAAAGAACCCACAACACUGUUCGAAAAGAGCAGGGGACAUAAACCCCGGGGGUGUGGCCAGCCUUUCCUGGGCUGGGUGGGUUAUCUGUAAGGAGGCAUCGUAAUAUAAGGAUAACCUCCCUCAGGUGUCGUAACGGCUACGUAUAUAUAUCGUUGGGUACUUUCCGCGGUGAUUGUCAGCUUAACUAUAAUGACUCGUGAAGCGAGACGGUCAAUACUGAUUUUCUUUGAUUUUCAGGAAUGUCAGGUCCAUUAUAGAGGAGGCUCAGGAGCAGUCAAGAAGUAAUGCACCGUUGGUUGCGCUCCACGCAAAGUUGGUCACUGUUUUGUGGAUAAUCAUGGGUCAGGAAAUGAAAAGUGUUAAACCACUCUCUCUUUUCAAUACCACGGUAAACAUCGAAACAUAAUGUUUCCUGACCCUGUUAAACGCAUCACUCAUACUUAACGAAACGUUACCCCUCAGAGUCCGAAACAAACCCUCUUAUUCCACGUCGGAACCUGAAAGAUUCCGAUCGUAUGCACUCGUUCUGAUGGUUAUGCCAAGGACAGACAACAAUCUAAAAGGAGAAAAAAAAGCCAUUAUUAGAAAUCCAAUGUCAGGUACCAAACCUCAAGAGAGAAUAAGUUUUGUUCUUGGUCAUUUUGUCGUUUAACUCAGCUGUGAUCGCGUAACAAACCUUGAUCAUGUGAUAAAGGUACCCAAGCUUAUGCGCUAUGAUUUGUUAGCAUCUGAGCGGAAAUUGUUUGUUUGGUGAGGCUAAAUUGGAUGAUUAUAAUUAUAGGUUCCAUAAGAAGGGUUUUACGGUAGAGGGUUAAGCGUUGGUUUACCGUAAAAUUCCGAAAACAAUCCCCUCCAUGUAUAAGCCCCUCCAAAUAUAAGCCCCCCAAACUCGUAACGCAAAAAACCCUCAGUUAAAUCGCCCCUCCAAAUAUAAGCCCCCCCGGGGGCUUGUACUGGGAAAUUGCCCUCAAAUACAAAGUAAAACAAAGCAAACACGGUAAAUUUACUUCCAGCUAUAAAAAAUAAGCCCCUCAAAAAGGGCCUUUGAAAAAUAUAAGCCCCGGGGCUUAUUUUCGGAAUUUUACGGUAUUUAAUUUGUUGCUUGUGUUGCUUUUGCAGAGCAAAGAAUCCUUUAUGCGUGAUCUAAGCACUUUUCGACCUCUAUCUUCAGCCGAGGACGUCGACAAAGCUAUUACUGAAUCAAGAGAAAAGGUAAACCAUCUUUGAAAACAAGAAAUAUUUUCCUUACACUUCUGUUUAGAAAAUUUAAAGUCAAGCGCGGCCUUUGAAACGAUGUACUUCUUUUUUAUAGUUCCUUACUCGGUCCCUGACCUUCGCGGUAAGUUCUCUGUCAACCCAGUCUCCCCACCCAGUGCUCAGACGAGAGGAUAGUGAUAAUGACACUUCAAGAAUGAAGGCAGGUGUCUCCAAUAAUGACUGGCCAGCGGUAGUUUAUAAGCUUGCAGAGCAGUUUGGGAUGGACAGUGACCCCUUGAAACGUCAUUUUGUCCGUGAGUUGUACUCAGCUGGUUUUGAUGAGCUCGCAAGAGAGGUAAUUAAAAUGUCUGUGCUUCCUUGUAUAAGGUAACGUCAGCAUUCACUGGUUACAAAUUGCUUCUUUAUUUUCUUCUCACCUACAGAGCAUGUUUUCUGUCCACGAUCAGCGGUCUUUGAGCUCGCAGCUUUUGAGAAUUGUGGGACAGCGGUUAGCACAUGUAAUCCUGAACGCCUCUGAGUCCAGCGAGCGCGCAGGUCGCCUGUCUCGCCUGCCGACACAGAUCAGCAGCUGGAUCAAAUCACAAGUAAUGUGGAGUGAUAUGUUUUGUUAUUAUUUGUGGUUAAUUCUCCAACGCUACAUACAAGUCAGAUAUCUUCCGAGUAUGUUUAUCAGAGGAAAGAGCAAACAGCUGAUAAUUGAAACGUCCGUCUUUAAGUACGAAAAUUAAAAGCUUAAGCAACCACCACGACGGCAACAACGGCAACGUCAAAAAACAAUGGGUUUUAUGAGCAAAACAACAGGCCCUGGUUGUUCAAACGUUUUUUUUUAAAUUUCAGUUUGACGUCCACGGAUAAAUACACUGAAAUCCUAAUGCGGUGAUUUAUGAAGGAAAUGAAAUUGCGACUAUAUUGGGUGUAAUAUAUCAAUCAUGAGACGCAGUGUUUAUCCACCGGAUAAAACUAUCGAGCGGCUAAAAAUACGACGGAAAUCAAUUACGUUAUCCGCUGGAUCGAGGUGAUUUAUCCAGUGGAUAGCGUUAUCCGACGUUUGAUAUUUCUUCUCAAACAAAAUGCACGUGCAGAAAUUUUUUUUUUUUUUGAGCAGUUUUUCAUCCGAUUUCCACUGCACGACAUUAAACGUGAAACCUCCUAAUGCGGUGAUUUAUGAAGGACGUGAACAUACGACUAUAUUUCAUAUACAUAUCUCCUCUCUUUUUGAACCUUGGUAAAGUCCUCAAGAAUUCAACUCCAGGAUUUGACAAGAUAAGUGGGUUCAAAUAGACGCGAUAAAGUUUGAAAGCUCACAAAUUAUUAUUUUUUAGCGACGUUUUCACUACUGUCGUCAUCGUCGUUGGUUAAUGUCCCUAAUAUACUACUGCUGUAGGAUCAACAUGUAGGUGGAGAAUGACUUGAUCGUAGUUCUACCCCACUGUAUGUUCUUAAUCUUGCAUAAAAAAUCACUGUGUCUGCACUGGAUGCACGUUUGAACUCAUUAUACAUCAUCAUGCAUAAGAGGCUUUCGAAAGGUAAGGGGAAUUUAAGAACGCGAUUGAAGAAGAAAGCGGAACUCUACCACCCAGGAGCCCAUAACCCGGAGCGAGCAACUUCCAUGCUCUCGUGUCACAGCAUUUUCACGGACCAGUUUAUUUUUAGAACGGGUUUGGCGCCGAUUUGAAUAUCUUUUGAAUUCCACAAACCAGUCAGCAAAAGCUGCAGACCUAAAAAUGAUAUUUUUUUCCUUUUAAUAACGUUUAGUUUUCCUUUUUGAUAUCGUAUACUUCGAAUGCGCUUAUAGACAUGGUGGAGAUUCUAUUUUCGCGGGAUGAAGGGCCCUAAAAUGUGUCUAAAAAUAAACUGGUCCGUAAAACGUCGUGACAUAGGUCUAGUAAGGGAGUUGCUCUCUUCGAGUUAUGGGCUCCUGACCACCCCCCACCACCACCACCGGCUGCCACGCAGGUUAAUAAUCCGUCAGUAAGCUGUUUGACCCGUUACCUUUUAUUUUGCUGUUUCCAGGACCCGUCCAAGCUUGUCUGUCGCACGGUGCCUCUUUCUCAUACAGUGGAUCUUUUGCGUGUUGUCAUCAAUGUGACACCAGAAGAAUCACCAGACUAUCCUCUCACCUCAGGACUGGCAGAAUCUAUCAAAUUUCUUCUCUAGCGACGAACAAGAUGUGGAGUGACCCAAAAAACCAGCCAGUUUCCUCGCCAGCAGAAGCCAUACUCAUCUCUCCAAAGGACAAUGAGCAAAUGGGUUUACCGCAGGAUGUAGUCGCAUUAGUCAUCAAGGGCUGAAGUUUUGUAUCCUGAAUCAUGACGACCUUGAUGGUGAUGACCUUGCCUGGUCCCCAGGCCUCAUUAUUCCGCGCGGCAUAUGCGUUUCUGGUCACGUGGUCCGAGGAUAUGUCACCGAAAUGCAUUGACCUACAAGGCCUGGAAAGACGCCGCUCAGGGACUUGGCAAGUUAUGACCUACUUUGUGUACCAUAUGAAGAUAAUAAGCAGAGCUUUACUUACAUCUGUUUAAGAUGGGACCAAACAACCCCAUCUCCCUAUUGUCGAGACUGUGAACUGAACUACCUCUUCUGUGCUGUAAUCAUAAACGAAACCUUGUCAACAGGACUUUCAUGUAGUGUCGAUUUUUAGUGUUCUGCAGAAGGUUAUUUUUAAGGUUUUCAUUCGAGGCAUGAUACAUGGGCAGAACAUGUCAAAUGACUCGUGGAUCGUUGCGUCAGAUUAUGUGUAGGAACGGAGAAUACAAAAAAUGAGAAAUUUUAAUUGAAGAAUAUUUAUUAGUUAGAGCAACAGAUAGAAGAGGAGAUACCAUGACGAAAAAAAUAAAUAGAGGACAGUCAUUAAAA
Molecule: messenger RNA, 36743 nt
Organism: Porites lobata
Lineage: Eukaryota; Metazoa; Cnidaria; Anthozoa; Scleractinia; Poritidae
Source: the annotation of a GenBank genome assembly